AACACUACAACUUACACUACAAACCUGCCCGGCUCUGGGUCCAAGUGUUGAUACUUCUGGAAAUCAGGAAAUUGCCGUAGAAGAUCAUCUCGGAAAAAAAAAAACUACGUGAUCCACAGGAUUGCUUUGAUGGGGUUAAGUUUUACGAUCACUAGGACCCUGUGGAGCCCUCCUACGCCCCCCGCCCCCAACCCGGGAGAAACAGUUGAGAGAGCUGCGGGCAGGGUCUACUCCACAGUAACACCCCACCGCUGACAGACGGACGCCGGAGAAAGGGAGAGUGCGCCCCCAGGACUGCUCGGGUCACUCGCAAACGCGGCGAACCUUACUCCGGAGGGAACCCGAAAAUAAACUUGUGGGAUAAAGAAGCCGGGAUUUCAGACUCGGUCAGCUAUAGGAGGAAGAUUAGUUCGUUUUCAUUGUUUCUUUUCACACCAAAGAGUUCUGCAUAUUUAUUUACUUUCAGCACAUUUAGCUAAACUACGGGAGAAGUCUGUUUUAAACGAACUCUGUGAAGAUGGCGAGUUUGCAGCUGGUUUAUCUCUCAGCUUUUCUACUCUUGCAGCACUGCCCGUGGAUUAUCCCCGUCACCGUGUCCACCGACAGGCCUGUCGUGGAGGUCCAGGAGCACAAAGACGCUGUGCUGUCCUGCCUGUUUCACACAGAAAGGGACCACUCCCCGCGGAUCGAGUGGAAGAAGGUGCAGAGGAAAGACGUGUCCUUCGUGUACUACAACGGAGAGUUUGUAGGAGACUUCAAGGGCCGCGCGAAUAUCACUGGGGCCACAGUCACCCUGCACCAGGUGACCGUGCAAGACACUGGGGACUAUCGCUGUGAGGUCAGCGCCCUACUGGACACAAAGAAUCUGGGGGAGACCAACAUCACGCUGAAUGUGCUCGUGCCCCCCAACGUGCCCAUGUGUGAAAUCCCCAGAUCUGCUCUGACGGGCACAGUGGUGGAGCUGCGCUGUGAGGAUGUACACAGUGUUCCCCCUGCAACAUACUCAUGGUACAAGGAUGGCAAGCCCCUGCCUCAGUUCUCUCUGCAGGAUCCCCGCCCUGCCAACGCCACCUUCACGCAGAACCCCCGGACCGGCACGCUGCAGUUCAACCCCGUCUCCCGGACGGACACAGGGAAGUACCACUGUGUGGCCAACAACGGCGUGGGGGAUCCCAAAAGCUGCAUUGGGAAACACAUGCAGAUCGACGACCUGAACGUGUCGGGGAUCGUGGCUGCCGUAGUGGUGGUGUUCCUGGUGGUGUCCCUGUGUGGGCUCGGGGUCUGCUAUGCCCACCGGCAGGGCUACUUCAACAAGGGCCACCGGGGAAGGUCCUUCUGGAUCCCACAGUGCCAUGGAGUCACCCAUAUCAGCAGCCAGAACCUCCACAGGACUGACGAUAUGAAUGGAGCGGGUUACGGCAUCCCUCCACAGGAAGAUUUCAAACACGCCCAGUCCUUCAUGCUCUGAGACACGCAGGAGCAGACUGGACAGUGCAAUAGAGCCACUGGACAAGGAAGACUUGAGUAGACACUGCCUUCAAACUACAGUGCCACUGGAUGGGACUAGACACUGCAAGAAGAACACUUAACGACUGGACUGCACUGGACACCGCAGUGGACAUGACUUGACUGCAAUAUACGCUUCAGACUAGAGAUGGUCUGAACAGAAUACUGCAGUCAGAUAACCUUCGAACUGGACUGGACACUGCAUUCGUACCACUAAUGUUAUGGGCUAAACUGGAUUAGACUAGAUGAGAGUGCAGUGGUCACAGGACUUAGACGACUCGAUUUGAGCGGACUGAAUAUAGAGCAACACCCGACUGAACAGGACAAGACUAGAUGGCUGAAUUUACAUUUCGGGCUACUGGGUUCACAUGGACAUUGCACUCAAAACCCUGCUGUCAGGCCAGGCCCUACACUACUCUUUGCUCUGUGGGUGGGUUAAGUUCUCCAGAGAAGUAAGAGAGAAGACACCCACCAUCAUUAUACAGCACUUUGCUUUAUGUCUACUAUUACACCUGAAUUCUUGAUGUCUUCGUUAAACUUAUACUUCAUUAGUUUUCAAAUCAGACAAUUGUAUAUGCUACCAGUUUCCAGCUCAUAUUUAGACCAGACUGCGCAGACACACUGCCACGGAUACCUGUUUUCCAGUGUACGUUCGAACACCUAAAUGCCCCUUGCUCCAGCUCUGCUGCUGUAGCACAGAGGUGGGAAAACAGGUUCAGUGCUCAAGGCAUCAAAAUAACCAACAGGACAGAGCUGCAGACUUCAGAAAACAUUAAACAUUUAAUUAAAUGUACACCAGAACACAGUGUUAGGCAGCCCAGUCUGGUGCAGGAGUUCAUACAACUAAGCAAAUCCUCUCUCUGGCUUUCAAUCUAGCUGGAUUUUUGUUUUCUGUUCCCAACGUUUUAGUUUUUAAUGACAAGGAUUUCGAUGGAUGGGUAAAAUCUUAACUGCAGAACUCAAAACAAUUACAAAAAGGUUUCAUUAUUACAGUAUUGGUUAAAUCUGGUGAGGGAAUCAAUCAAAUAAUCAAGAGCUCAACUAAAGCCAGCUGAGAGUGGGGUCACGAUGCCUUUGACCCUGGAUUCUGGUUCAUGGCCCCAGCUUGAAGUCUGAAGUAAGACUGGUACCAGAGUGGACAGCUCCCUGUAUCGUAUGAGUAGGUUUAAAAGUUCUCAAGUCAAACUAGGUGAGGAGGCCGACAGACGUCACCUAAGUUGCAGGCUAUAAGACAGUGGACCCCAGUCUGGACUCCACAAGCAGUCACUCAGGAUCAGUUAACCGAGAAGCUGCGUUCCCCCUCACUCCUGCAGUUGGGAGAGUCGCACUGCUACAGGCUUUGUAAGGACCUUGAGUCCCAGAGCUCUGGCCAAUGGUGAGAAGGUCAGGCUGAAGUCCCGAAUUGAUUUCGGUUCAGUCACGCAGAGCCUUGUACAGGAUGAAAAGCAGAGAGACCCCGUGGCCCUCCAGGUCUGAGGGUGAAGGCCUCUGCCCUGCUGGAGCGCCACACACUCCUCUGGUUUCUGCUGUACCAAUGUUCACUGCAAAGAGAGGGACGUGCCUAGUUUAUCCCCAGUAGGGAGCAGUGCAGCCUGCUCAGACAGGCCCCUCCAGCACCACACACUCCUGCCGAUCAGCACAGCUGCCUGCCAAGAAGGAUCAAAGAGCAGGCAAAAUAUUCAGAGUGUUGUACAAAAGGGAUUUUUUUUUACUCAUAGAGUUGCUUUUUGUAUUUUUUUGUUACAUGAUGAUUAAUGACGAUUUGCAUUUUUUUUUUAAACUGAAGUAUCUAUUCUCUUGCUAUUUGGCUCUGAAUGUAUGACCUGGAAUUGUAUGAUUUUAUUUUCUUGCACAGAUGGUAUGUUGUGGAACCAGUAUAAAACAAAACUUAAAACUUUU
This is a messenger RNA of Lepisosteus oculatus (spotted gar), 3405 nucleotides long. RefSeq names its product junctional adhesion molecule 2a (gene jam2a). Gene Ontology annotation, cellular component: cell surface; protein complex involved in cell adhesion; plasma membrane. NCBI's taxonomy places the organism in Eukaryota, Metazoa, Chordata, Actinopteri, Semionotiformes, Lepisosteidae. The record is from RefSeq and is a predicted model, not a curated record. Gene Ontology annotation, biological process: leukocyte cell-cell adhesion.